AUGAAUGGAAACAGUUCAGAGAGAGAAUCGCCAGUUCACAGUGGAACACGUCUGAAGCAGUCUCCCAAUACUCCACUGAAGAUACUUAAGUCGAGGAAGAAAGCUCGAGUAAAGCGGGCUCUGUUUGAAAACCAGGCAAAUGUUGUGCCAGACCUUCCUUCAAAGAAGGCCAGAACUGCUUUAUCUAAAUUAUCAGACAACGGAAAGAAGUUAAAUCCUCUUCCUGCACUAACUGCAGAUAAAUCAGGGAAGAAAAACGCUAUACCAGUAGGACGAAUGAUAAAUGAAAACUCUUCCGAGAAGAACUUAAACACUUUUCAAGUAGAAAAAGACGACACACAGAAGGAAAACUUUUAUAAUGUACCUGACCAUAAUUCAAAGAAGAUUGAGAAACGUAGACUACAACUACUAGUCAACCCAGUCCCAGUUAGUAAGACGACCUUAUUUGCUGAACUUGAGAACUGUGGGAGAAAACUAGUCUCUAAAGGGUUGGAUCAAGAAUCUCAGCUCCCUGGAUUUGUAUGUAAUCAAGAACCUGAGCUCCUUGGCUUAAUCUGUAAUCAAGAAUCUGAAUUAAUCUCUAAUCAAGUAAAUAAGAUUGAGCGUUUUGAUGAAUUCGACCAGUUAGAAGAAGCCUGUUGCAAUCUAGAAACAGAAUCUGACCAUGAACCAAGCAACCAAAUUAACAUACAUCCACAUGACAUGACAUCACAGUUGGAUUCUAUUGGAUUUACGGACGAGAAUAUAGCUACUCUGCUACUUCUGGAACAAGAGAUGGAUAGAUACAGUGUUGCUUAUGAAAAAGGAGAUGAUAACACUGCAACUUUUGAAACAUGCGAUGAAUACUUAGCAACUUUUGACACAGGAGAUGGAUACUUUACGGGUUCAGAAUCAGGAGGUAGAUUAUCUACUAUGCUAGGAGGUCCAGUUGGUGAAGGAGAUUACUCUUCUAGCAGGCUCAGUUGCAUCAGACGAUAGAUUUAAUCAACUAGCAGGCCCUGUUGAGGUGAAGAUAGAUCUAUUCUACUAGCAGACCUAGUUGGAGGAGGAGAUAGAUCUACUCUACUAGCAGUCCCAGUUGGAGGAGAAGGAUCUACUGUACUAGCAGACCCAGAUGGAGGAGAUAUAUCUACUGUACUAGCAGGCCCAGUUGAAGGAGGAGAAGGAUCUACUCUACUAGCAGACCCAGUUGGAGGAGGAGAUAGAUCUACUCUACUAGCAGCCCCGGUUGCAGGAGAUAAAAAUACUCUACUAGCAGGCCCAGUUGGAGGAAAAGGAUCUACUCUACUAGCAGACCCAGUUGGAGGAUGAAAUAGAUCUACUCAACUAGCAGCCCCAGUUGGAGGAGGAGAGAUUGCUGAAACCAGUGGUAAGUUUUUAUAUAAAUUGAAGGAAG
Molecule: messenger RNA, 1396 nt
Organism: Eurytemora carolleeae
Lineage: Eukaryota; Metazoa; Arthropoda; Copepoda; Calanoida; Temoridae
Exons: 5
Coding region: 1-978 (325 amino acids)
Source: RefSeq, a predicted model, not a curated record